This is a messenger RNA of Linum tenue, 504 nucleotides long. Lineage: Eukaryota; Viridiplantae; Streptophyta; Magnoliopsida; Malpighiales; Linaceae. The record is from the annotation of a GenBank genome assembly.
CCUUAAAUUCGCGAGCAAGAGUAUCGAUCGAUCAGGAAGAAGAAUUAGAGGCAUUGAAUCAAUCAUUCAAUCGACGCAACUACUCUCUCCCUCGUCUUCUACUUACUCGCUCAGAUCCGGCGAAGAGUGAUAUCAGAAAUGGCGUCAACGUUCAGCGGCGACGAGACUGCUCCUUUCUUCGGCUUCCUCAGAGUCGCAUCCGCCCUCGUCUUCUCCUGCAUGGGAGCUGCAUAUGGCACGGUGAAGAGCGGGGUUGGAGUGGCGUCGAUGGGGGUGAUGAGGCCCGAGCUGGUGAUGAAAUCCAUUGUUCCGGUGGUUAUGGCUGGUUUCGAGCAGGAAGUGUCGAGCAUGAAGCAGAAAUGGGUCGAAUCCACCGACCCAAUGAACCCUUGCAUAUCGUUGAACGCGCGAAUUGCUUGGCGGGUGAAUCCGGCGGGUCUGGUGGAGGAGGGAAGGCGUGAGCGAGAUUCCGUUGAGCUGGAGGCAGGAUUCCAUGGCGUGGAA